This is a messenger RNA of Strongyloides ratti, 321 nucleotides long. Its product is annotated as Saposin B domain and Saposin-like domain-containing protein. The record is from RefSeq and is a predicted model, not a curated record. The transcript has 2 exons. Lineage: Eukaryota; Metazoa; Nematoda; Chromadorea; Rhabditida; Strongyloididae. Bases 1 to 321 code for a protein of 106 amino acids.
AUGAAAUUUUACUUUAUUAUAACUAUUUCUUUCUUUAUUUCUAUAUUAUCACAAAUUUCACUUGGUGAUGGUGAUGUAUUUUCAUGUACAGCAUGUGUUAUAGGAAUUAGUUCUGUUAUUUCUUCUGUUCAAAAUAAUCCUAAAACAUUAACUGAACUUGGUUCUCAAAUGUCAGAAUCAUGUGAUUCACUUCCAUCUAAACAAGAUCGCUUAGGAUGUCGAGAAAUUUUUAGUAACCACAUGAAUGAACUUUUUAAUGCUUUUGUUGAACAACCAGAAGUCUCUCCUGAAUCUUUAUGUAAACAAAUAAAUUACUGUUAA